AUGUGCACUGGAUUUACUCUUCUUUUUACCGCCUUUCAAACGGGAAGUCAAGUCUCCGAGUUGGUCUUUUCGAGCUACGACAAGCAGCACGGAACAUCCAUCAACGCAUACUACGGCGCUGUUGUUUUGUACAUUGUCUUCGCGAUGGCAAACUGGAUCUCGCCCUCGAUCAUUUCCCUGCUCGGCUCCAAACUUGCUCUAAUCGCCGGUGCCGCUUGCUUCGUCCUGUAUCUCUCCAUGUUCCUCUACCCCUCCAACGCGGUGCUCUAUCUCUACUCGACUUUGAUCGGCUUCGGCGCGGCUACGCUUUGGACAGCGCAAGGAAACCUGAUGGUCAGCUACUCAAGGAAGGACACGAUGGACCGAAACGCAAACAUCGCCUGGGGAUUCCAGCAGACCGCGAUGAUCAUCGGACCGCUCUAUACAUCACGAAACGAACCCUUCAAUCUUUCACAAGCUCUGGAAGCUUUCAAGAACGCGUUUCGAAUCGCCACUACUCGUCAAAUGGGUCUUCUCAUGGUCACUCAAGCUUAUACAGACCCGGGGUCUGCAUGCAGAACCUACGCGCCCUACAUCCCCUUUUACGUCCUGGCAUUUCCUACGUCUGUUGGCUCGACAGAAGCACUGCCAGAUCCAAAAUCACUCGUUGGGAUAGCCGGUCUCAUGAUCGGAACUGGAGAAGUUUCGGGCGCAAUCGGCUGGGGAAUCGUCAACAAAUGGGCAAAAAUGUGGGGUAGAGGCAUUGUGAUCAUCUCUUCUACUUUUUGCCACCUUGCUGCUUUUGUCAUCCUAUUUCUCUGUAUUCCAGAUGAUGCUCCCUUUGGAAAGAAUACUACUGAGCCAACAUACAUUCCACCGACGGAGGCGCUCAUUUGCAUCACUGGAGUUCUCAUCGGCAUUGGCGAUUCGGGCUUCAACACGCAAAUAAUGGGCAUUCUCGGGCAACUCUAUCCCGAAGACUCUGCGCCAGCCUUUGCCCUGUAUAAAUUCUCACAGAGCUUUACCGCUGCAAUCGGCUUCUUCUACUCUUCUGUUCUGACUCUUCCAUGGCAAAUUCUCAUUCAAGCGCAGGAAUACGCGGACAGAUGUUCUCAUCUUUACGGCCACUUGGCCUCGAAGAAACAAUUGCUCAAGUGGCCUGUUAGAUGGUCAAAGAUUUCGGACGAAAUCAAGGAGCUAGAUUCCGAUGUUUUAUGCUUGCAAGAAGUACAAUGCUCGAGCUACGAAAACGAAGUUAGGAGAAGUUUGAAAUCCAGUCCAAUCUGGUGCCUCAAUUCACUACCUUUUCUCGAGCGAAUGCGUUACAACUGUCGUUAUCUCCAGAAACGGAACCUCCCGGACGGUUCUCUCAUCGCCUUCAAAGAGGGAAUCUUCAAGAAAGUGCUGGCGAAAGAGAUUCACAUGUGGCACCCGGAUAAAUGUCCGACUGGACAGAUUGGCCUUCUUGUCUUGCUCCAACAUCUCAAAAGUGGGAAGAUGAUUUUGGUGAGCACCACGCAUCUAGUUUUCAACCCGUAUAGAGGCGAUUGGAAACUGAAGCAAAUAAUGGAAAUUUUGGCGGAAAUGCAUGAGAUCAUUCGGCAAUACGGUCAGAAACCCGCGGUCGUUCUGUGCGGCGAUUUCAACUCCCAGCCUCAUAGUUCUUUGGUGCAGUUCUUGCUCAAGAAAAAGUUUGAUCUAAGUGGAAUUCGCGCUCGUGACAUCGCCCAGCAAGACUUCGACUUUAGUAGUCGCUUUAAUUACUACGGACGAAGACAUAGCCACGUUGGAAGAGAGGAGGUUGAUGAAGAUUUUCUUUCGACGACGGGUCUUCAAAAGAACUCCACGAUUGAACAAAAGCCGCAAUCUGCUACUCCUGAGAGCGCAGAAACAAACGAUGAUCAACCAAGUUCCAUCAUUUCGCAUCAAAUUGACUUGAAAAAUGCUUACGAAGGAGCAGAAGACUUCAAAACCGCAGUAACUUCUGAUGAAGCUGUACAUGUCGACUACAUUCUGUACGGAAGCGAAGAGCUAAGAGUUCUCAGCCGCCGCGAGCUUCCACCGACUCCGACGCCGAUUCCAAACGAAAAUGACGGUUCGGAUCACCAUUCAUUAUCUGUCGAGUUCCAUUUCAAAUCAUAA
Molecule: messenger RNA, 2121 nt
Organism: Oikopleura dioica
Lineage: Eukaryota; Metazoa; Chordata; Appendicularia; Copelata; Oikopleuridae
Source: the annotation of a GenBank genome assembly